GAGAGAGGCUAGCGCAGAGAGAUAGCUUCAUUCACCACAAUGGCUCAUCUAGCAGCAUUCUUGGUAUUUAUUUGCAGCCUUUGUGUUGUGGGCUAUUGUCAGCAAGUUGGUUAUGGGUAUCGUCUUGUCUAUAUCAGUGAUGAGCCUGAUGGGAGCUUGAUUGGAAGCUUGGAACUCAUACAAAAGACUGAUACAUACGGGCCUGAUAUUCCUCAUCUUAAACUUUAUGUCAAGCAUGAGACACAGGACAGGGUGAGAGUUCAUAUAACAGAUGCAGAGAAGAAGAGAUGGGAAGUUCCUUAUGACCUGCUUCCUAGAUCACAAGUACCUGCUCUAGAAGUAAGCCAGACUUCCAAAACAGCCAACCCAGUGUUUGAAUUCUCUGAAUUCUCAGGCAAUGAGUUGAUCUUCUCCUGCACAGCUAAUCCAUUUGGAUUUGCUAUCAAGCGCAAAUCCAAUGGAGAGGUCCUGUUCAACUCCUCUUAUGGCAGCUUGGUUUUCAAGGAUCAGUAUCUGGAAAUCAGCACAAUCCUUCCCACAUCAGCUUCACUGUAUGGGCUUGGAGAGAACACACAGCCCAAUGGGGUUAAGAUCCUUCCCAAUGAACCUUAUACUCUUUAUACAACUGACAUUGCUGCUUUUAAUUUAAACACGGAUUUGUAUGGCUCCCAUCCUUUUUACAUGGAUUUGAGAAGGGGAGGUUUGGCUCAUGGAGCUCUACUGUUGAACAGCAAUGGGAUGGAAGUUCUUUAUACUGGCAGUAAGCUAACAUACAAGGUUAUUGGGGGUUUGCUGGACUUCUAUUUCUUUGCAGGUUCUUCUCCAUUAGAGGUGGUUCAGCAGUAUACUGAGCUCGUAGGACGUCCAGCUGCAAUGCCCUAUUGGGCUUUUGGUUUUCAUCAAUGUAGAUGGGGGUACAAGAAUGUUUCCGAUGUAGAAAAUGUGGUGAACAAUUACAAUAUAUCAAAAAUUCCUCUGGAUGUUAUAUGGAAUGAUGACGACCACAUGGAUGGAGCCAAAGACUUUACUCUUGAUCCUAUAAACUACCCUGAAGAUAAGCUACGCCCUUUCCUUGAUCGAAUUCAUGCAAAUGGUCUUCAUUACAUUGUCCUCAUCGAUCCAGGUAUCAGUGUAAAUGAAAGCUAUGGUACCUUUCAGCGUGGAAUGGCUGCAGAUGCGUUUAUAAAGUAUGAAGGACAACCUUACCUGGGUCAAGUAUGGCCGGGUGCCGUCUAUUUUCCAGACUUCCUCAACCCUAAAACAGUUUCUUUUUGGGCAGACGAAAUCUCCCGCUUCCACAAAAUGGUUCCUGUGGAUGGCCUCUGGAUCGACAUGAACGAGGUCUCCAACUUCUGUACCGGAAAAUGCACCAUCGCAAAGAACCGCCAAUGCCCGGGCAUCAAAGACUGGAUGUGCUGCCUGGACUGCAUCAACAUCACAAACACACGCUGGGAUGAACCCCCUUACAAAAUCAAUUGCUCGGGAAAAAGUGCUUCAUUGGGCUAUAAUACCCUUGCCGCCAGCUCUGUUCACUACAAUGGCGUCCUAGAAUAUGAUGCCCACGGCCUCUUUGGUUUCUCACAGACCAUCGCCACACAUUCUGCCCUCAAGAACCUGCUCAACAAGCGCCCCUUUGUGCUUACUCGAUCCACCUUUGUGGGCUCAGGGUCGUAUGGGGCUCAUUGGACAGGCGACAACAAGGCCUCAUGGGAGGAUCUUGGGUAUUCAAUCUCCACGAUCCUGAACUUUGGGAUGUUUGGGAUGCCAAUGGUGGGUUCAGAUAUUUGUGGGUUUUAUCCAGACGCCAAUAAUGGCACUAAUGAGGAGCUCUGUGGGCGUUGGAUUCAAUUGGGGGCGUUUUACCCUUUCAGCAGAACUCAUUCCAAUCGGAUUAGCAAGCGGCAAGAGCUUUACAGAUGGGAUUCUGUUGCCAAAUCGGCUCGCAAGGCUCUGGGCUUGCGCUACCGCCUUUUGCCCUAUUUUUACACUCUGGGCUAUGACGCCCAUGUGACCGGGGCUCCUAUUGCCCGACCCUUGUUUUUCUCUUUCCCAGAGGACGAAACUACAUAUGGUAUAGGUACUCAGAUGUUGGUGGGACCUGGGGUGCUUUUAUCCCCUGUGUUGCACAAUUUGACUACCAAGGUGAAUGCCUAUUUCCCCAAGGGAAGUUGGUAUAGCUUGAAUGAUAUGUCCCAGGCCUUGAUGUCCAAGGGAGAAUAUAUUACACUGGAUGCUCCUAUAGAUACCAUUAAUGUUCAUGUUUAUGAGGGGUUGAUUUUGCCAAUGCAACAAGGUGGGUAUACUACUAGGGAGGCUAGGAAGACUCCUUUCACUUUGGUGGUUGCAUUUCCAUUAGGAUUUGAGUCAAGUGGUGGAAAUGCGCAAGGGGAUUUGUAUCUUGAUGGAGGUGAGGAUUUGGAUAUGAAGUUGGAAGAUGGAAAGUCUACUUAUGUGAAGUUGUAUGGUGAAUCUGAUGGGAAGAAAGUUAGAGUUUGGACAGAGGUGCAGAUGGGGCAAUUUGCUUUGGACGAAGAGUGGAUUGUGGAUAAGAUCAUCGUGUUGGGACAUUCUUCUUCAACUCAUUCUUCUCCAUCAGUUUUUGAGCUGAAUGGAGAGAUUUAUUCUUCUUCAACAUUUGGAUUUACUUAUUCCUCAUUACCUUCAAGUAAAAAUGAUGACAACCAUGUCGGAAAUAGUGCUCUAGAAUUGAGUGGAUUAGCUCUUCCUAUAGGAAAAGACUUUGAUUUGUCAUGGACUAUUACAACUAGUAACAACUAGACUCUCAUUUGGUAAGACAUGAACUUGCUAAGUGAUACCACUCACUAAUACAUCACAAUGUAAUAGCUUGAAAGUUGUCAUUGAUGUGAGAUUGUAGUUUGCAUCCCAUCAUUCCUUAUCAUAGGAAUAAGUCAAUAUCUUUUGUUCUUAAAUAUUGUCAAUAAAUUUAAAAUGCACAAAUGUUUGUUAAAGUUUGGAAAAAGGUUCAAAAUGCUUUAGAGGAAGUGUAGGUUGUGGAGAAACUUUUGGUGUUGAGAUAUUCCUCUUCUAUCAACUCUUCUUGGUCAGUUUUUAAGCUCAAUGGGUAGCUUUAUUCUUCACCAUCCUUUAGACUUACUCAUUCCUCUUCACUUUCAAGUUAAAAAGGUGGUAACCAUGUUGAAAACAAUCCAU
Messenger RNA from Cryptomeria japonica (Japanese cedar), 3171 nucleotides. Its product is annotated as alpha-xylosidase 1. Gene Ontology annotation, biological process: carbohydrate metabolic process. The transcript is spliced from 4 exons. Bases 40 to 2778 code for a protein of 912 amino acids. Gene Ontology annotation, molecular function: hydrolase activity, hydrolyzing O-glycosyl compounds; carbohydrate binding. The record is from RefSeq and is a predicted model, not a curated record. NCBI's taxonomy places the organism in Eukaryota, Viridiplantae, Streptophyta, Pinopsida, Cupressales, Cupressaceae.